AGUGGCGGGCGCGACACUAUCCGUGCGGCCAGGCGGAGGUGAGUGCGCGGCGGCCGGAUGGGCGGGACGGGCGUGGAGGACGCCGAGCACCGUGGCGCGCGCUCACGUCCGCGUCCCCAAGGGCUGCGCUCCCUCAAGCGCAGUGCCCAGAACUCGGAGCCAGCCCGGCCCGGGGGACCCUGCUGGCCAAGGAGGUCGUCAGUCCGGUCUUGUCUUCCAGACCCGGAGGACCGAAGCUUCCGGACGACGAGGAACCGCCCAACAUGGCCUCGGAGAGUGGGAAGCUUUGGGGUGGCCGGUUUGUGGGUGCAGUGGACCCCAUCAUGGAGAAGUUCAACGCGUCCAUUGCCUACGACCGGCACCUUUGGGAGGUGGAUGUUCAAGGCAGCAAAGCCUACAGCAGGGGCCUGGAGAAGGCAGGGCUCCUCACCAAGGCCGAGAUGGACCAGAUACUCCAUGGCCUAGACAAGGUGGCUGAGGAGUGGGCCCAGGGCACCUUCAAACUGAACUCCAAUGAUGAGGACAUCCACACAGCCAAUGAGCGCCGCCUGAAGGAGCUCAUUGGUGCAACGGCAGGGAAGCUGCACACGGGACGGAGCCGGAAUGACCAGGUGGUCACAGACCUCAGGCUGUGGAUGCGGCAGACCUGCUCCACGCUCUCGGGCCUCCUCUGGGAGCUCAUUAGGACCAUGGUGGAUCGGGCAGAGGCGGAACGUGAUGUUCUCUUCCCGGGGUACACCCAUUUGCAGAGGGCCCAGCCCAUCCGCUGGAGCCACUGGAUUCUGAGCCACGCCGUGGCACUGACCCGAGACUCUGAGCGGCUGCUGGAGGUGCGGAAGCGGAUCAAUGUCCUGCCCCUGGGGAGUGGGGCCAUUGCAGGCAAUCCCCUGGGUGUGGACCGAGAGCUGCUCCGAGCAGAACUCAACUUUGGGGCCAUCACUCUCAACAGCAUGGAUGCCACUAGUGAGCGGGACUUUGUGGCCGAGUUCCUGUUCUGGGCUUCGCUGUGCAUGACCCAUCUCAGCAGGAUGGCCGAGGACCUCAUCCUCUACUGCACCAAGGAAUUCAGCUUCGUGCAGCUCUCAGAUGCCUACAGCACGGGAAGCAGCCUGAUGCCCCAGAAGAAAAACCCCGACAGUUUGGAGCUGAUCCGGAGCAAGGCUGGGCGUGUGUUUGGGCGGUGUGCCGGGCUCCUGAUGACCCUCAAGGGACUUCCCAGCACCUACAACAAAGACUUACAGGAGGACAAGGAAGCUGUGUUUGAAGUGUCAGACACUAUGAGUGCCGUGCUCCAGGUGGCCACUGGCGUCAUCUCUACGCUGCAGAUUCACCAAGAGAACAUGGGACAGGCUCUCAGCCCCGACAUGCUGGCCACUGACCUUGCCUAUUACCUGGUCCGCAAAGGGAUGCCAUUCCGCCAGGCCCACGAGGCCUCCGGGAAAGCUGUGUUCAUGGCCGAGACCAAGGGGGUCGCCCUCAACCAGCUGUCACUGCAGGAGCUGCAGACCAUCAGCCCCCUGUUCUCGGGCGACGUGAUCUGCGUGUGGGACUACGGGCACAGUGUGGAGCAGUAUGGUGCCCUGGGCGGCACUGCGCGCUCCAGCGUCGACUGGCAGAUCCGCCAGGUGCGGGCGCUACUGCAGGCACAGCAGGCCUAGGUCCUCCCACACCUGCCCCCUAAUAAAGUGGGCGCGAGAGGAGGCUGCUGUGUGUUUCCUGCCCCAGCCUGGCUCCCUCGUUGCUGGGCUUUCGGGGCUGGCCAGUGGGGACAGUCAGGGACUGGAGAGGCAGGGCAGGGUGGCCUGUAAUCCCAGCACUUUGGAAGGGCAAGGUGCGAGGAUGCUUGAGGCCAGGAGUUUGACACAGCCUGGGCAACACAGGGAGACCCCCAUCUCUACUCAAUAAUAAAACAAAUAGCCUGGCGUGGUGGCCCAUGCAUAUAGUCCCAGCUACUUGUAAGGCUGAGGUGAGAGGACACUUGUGCCCAGGAGUGGAGGCUGCAGUGAGCUAUGAUCACGCCACUGCAUUCCAGCCUGGAUAACAGAGUGAGAACCUAUCUCUAAAAAUAAAUAAAUAAACGAAAAAUAAAUGGAAGCGGAGAAAACUGGGCAAGGGCAAUGAGAGUCGUAGACGGGAAGGGAAGAGGGGGCUCCCAUCAUAGCCUCUGCUCUGUCCAGGCCCCAUCCCCUUCAGACAGGGUAUCACAGUGACCUCCUAGGCCAGGAGCGAUGGCUCACGCCUGUAAUCCUAGCAUUUUGGGAGGCCUGGGCAACAGGAAGACUCCAACUACCAUAUUAAAAAAAACAUGAAUGAAAGCAAAAA
Messenger RNA from Homo sapiens (human), 2322 nucleotides. It is a transcript of the gene ASL, whose product is annotated as argininosuccinate lyase. The record is from RefSeq and is marked reviewed. Bases 264 to 1658 code for a protein of 464 amino acids. Gene Ontology annotation, biological process: positive regulation of nitric oxide biosynthetic process; urea cycle; L-arginine biosynthetic process. Lineage: Eukaryota; Metazoa; Chordata; Mammalia; Primates; Hominidae. The transcript has 16 exons. Gene Ontology annotation, molecular function: catalytic activity; argininosuccinate lyase activity.